AUGUAAAUCUAAAAAUUAAAUAUAGGUAAUAUGAAUUACUAAGCAUUUACUGAUAAAAAUAUUUAUCAAACUGACUCAAAAGAAAAAAAUAAAAAAUAAGAUUUUCAAUAAACUGAACUUUAAAUUGUUUAAAUAUGCAGUCCUAUCGUUUUAAGUAAUUCUCUCUUGACUUAUGGAGAUCUGCUUGUAGAAUUAAAUGAAGAAAAGGGCUAACUUAAAGGUUUCAACAUAAUUCACUAUUUAAAGCCUACUUAUGCUGUGGAGAGUACUUCAAAGAUCAUUUCCUUUCAUAUAAAGUAAGAGUCUGAUUAAACUAACCCCAAUCUAUAUCAAGUUGCAACAAUCCUUAAUAGUUAACCUUUCAGCCUAUUUCGUUAAUUUGCUUAACUUCUUUUUUAGUUCUUUGAGUACCACAAUCAUCUAAUUAUUAAAGUUGAAUAAAUAAUUAAUUCCUACUAAAAUAUGGAGGAUUUAAAUUAAAUUAUUUAAGAAAGAAGGUUUUUUAUAACAAAAUAUUUGGAGUAAAUAUACUUUUCUGGAUAAAAUAGAGCAUAGUAUGAUUUGGUAGCAUGGUAUAGCUAUUCUCUGUAAAAAAAAACAUGGAGCUUAAUUAAUGUAAUAAAAAGUAAAAAGCUAAUACAUUUUUUAGGAUCAAACACAGAAUAAAUAAAAAGGAUUUCCCUAAAAAAAGGAAGAUUAAAUAUGUUUACUCUUGAGUCUAGAGUAUUAAUACAAUCAAUUUAUUUGGAAUUUUUGUUAAAAAUUUGUCAAAGUAAAGCAAUCAACAACUUUUAAUUGCUAACUUAUGAUGGAAUCACAAUAGAGUGCCCUUUUGAAGUUAAAAAAGUAGAGAUAAAUCUUCCUUCUCACUUGCAGUAUAAUUUUGAAACAGAAAAUGAUUAAUAUGAACUAAUAAUGCACAGUGUAUAUGAUAUUAAUUCUUUUCAUGAAAAGUUAGUGACAGAAUCCAGAAAUUCUGAUUCGAAAUACUAACAAUUAAUGUAAAGUAUUGAUGAAGAUUUUGAGUAUUCCAUGUAAAGUGAAAUAUUUAUGUAAAAAUUUUAUAAAGAAAGCUAUAAUAAAAUUAAAGAAAAUGAGGAAAAACUCCAAUCUUAAAGUGAUGUAAAAACAUGUUAAUAUAGAAAUAUUUUCUGA
This is a messenger RNA of Tetrahymena thermophila SB210, 1155 nucleotides long. RefSeq lists its product as hypothetical. NCBI's taxonomy places the organism in Eukaryota, Ciliophora, Oligohymenophorea, Hymenostomatida, Tetrahymenidae. The record is from RefSeq and is a predicted model, not a curated record. The transcript has a single exon.